GGAGCCACAAAUCCUUAUUAUUUCCUUUGACUUGUGUCAAACUCUUUUCGAUACCUUGUUUUUCCCUGCGUUAGCCACUGGUAAACAUUCUUCCAUCCGUCUUUCUCCACUAAUAAACAGAAGUUGUUUUUAUAAAAGGACAACAGUGGUAUGAAACUUGACCAUUUUUAAACAACAAAAUAACCGCGGUUUCCCAACGUUUAAAUGCCAAAACUUUUCUAUAACUCAUUGCCGAUAAUUUGACGACCUUAAAAAUACCGUACUAACCACAUAGAAGGCAGAGGCCAUGGCGAAAAAUACCAUCAAUUCAACAAGUAUUUUAACAAACCGCUUUCGACAUCAAGUUUUGGCAACACUGACAGUUUGCAUUCUUACUUUUUCACAUGGCAUCGGCUUGGGAUGGCUGUCACCAACACUUUCAAAAUUGCAAUCCGACACAAGUCCGUUGGAGUUUCCUGUGACCGUCGAAGAUGCAUCGUGGAUUGGUUCGUUGCUUGGGCUUGGUAGUGUUUGUGGGAAUCUUGCCAUAGGCUUUUUACAAAACAUAAUCGGACGAAAAGCUUGUAUAUAUAUUCUGGCGCCACCACAUAUAUGUUUAUGGAUUCUUAUUUACUUUGCAAGAAAUGUGGAGUUUCUAAUGAUUGGCCGUUUCCUUGGUGGAUUUGCAGGUGGCGGUUGUUACGUGGUUUUCCCCCUAUUUAUUAGUGAAAUUGCCGACACCAACAUUCGUGGAACUCUGGCAACUAUGCUCAUGUUAUCGGUCAAUACUGGAAUUCUAAUUGGCUUCAUUGUUUCCACUCAUGUGGCAUAUCACAUCAUACCGUUCUGUAUAGUGACGCUGCCGAUGGUCUAUCUGAUUUUGGCAUUUGUGUUGCCCGAAACCCCACAGCAUUUACUGAGGAGGAAGAAGUAUGCGGAAGCCGAAAAUUCAUUCAAUUUUUACCAAAUGUGUAAUUCGGAAAUCAAGCAAAACACCAGUAAUCCAGCCUUUGACCAGCUAAAAUCGAUAAUUGAAAAUAGGAGCGAUAGUGGAUCUGUGACCUACAAGGACUUUUUGACCAAAGAUGCCCUACAGUGCUUUGCCACAGCAGCGGUUCUUCUGUUCGUCAAUCAAUUCAGUGGGAUAUUUGCAUUUGUCAACUAUAUGUCAGACAUAUUUUCAAACUCUGGUUCCAGUAUGGACCCAAACACCUGUACGAUAAUUAUGGGCGUUGUACAGAUUGCUGGUACUUACGCAGCCACUCUGCUCGUUGAUAUCUUCGGUCGUAAAAUUCUGAUGCUAUGGUCGACCGGUGGUAUGGCAGUAGGAUUGGCUGCCUUUGGAGUCUUUACAUUUUAUGCCCAAACAAUGGAUCUGUCCCAGUAUUCCUUUGUUCCUUUGCUGCUAAUGUCAUUUGUAUCGUUUGUGGGGAACAUGGGAUUGAUAGCCCUCACAUUUGUUGUCUUGGUCGAAAUUUUUCCCGCCAAGAUCCGACCGAUAUGUGCAUCAGCCUCUAUGGCUAUUCUAAGUUUGCUCGUCUUUGCAAUGCUCAAAAUAUUCCCACUCUACAUGGACUCCUUUGGAAUAUCCACCACAAUGUGGUCCUGUGCGCUGGUGUGUGCCGUUAGUUACCUGUAUAUGCUCGUUUUUCUGAAAGAAACUAAAGGCAAAUCAAUGGACUCGGACUAACAUUGGUACAUUUGGUGACCAAGUCAAACACUAUAUUGAAUUUAUUGUAGUUUUAUUCAAAUGGAGUUUCGUCGAGCUGUGGCAUAGAGAAAAUAAUAAUAAAUAACAUAAAUAGACAAAAGGA
This is a messenger RNA of Musca domestica (house fly), 1793 nucleotides long. RefSeq names its product facilitated trehalose transporter Tret1-like. The coding region runs from base 287 to 1669 and encodes 460 amino acids. Gene Ontology annotation, molecular function: sugar transmembrane transporter activity. The transcript has 7 exons. Gene Ontology annotation, cellular component: membrane. Gene Ontology annotation, biological process: transmembrane transport; carbohydrate transport. NCBI's taxonomy places the organism in Eukaryota, Metazoa, Arthropoda, Insecta, Diptera, Muscidae. The record is from RefSeq and is a predicted model, not a curated record.